This is a messenger RNA of Cucurbitaria berberidis CBS 394.84, 2052 nucleotides long. Its product is annotated as kinase-like protein. The transcript has 5 exons. Gene Ontology annotation, biological process: protein phosphorylation. Gene Ontology annotation, cellular component: nucleus. The record is from RefSeq and is a predicted model, not a curated record. NCBI's taxonomy places the organism in Eukaryota, Fungi, Ascomycota, Dothideomycetes, Pleosporales, Cucurbitariaceae. Bases 1 to 2052 code for a protein of 683 amino acids. Gene Ontology annotation, molecular function: protein kinase activity; ATP binding.
AUGUCGACCCCCUCCACCGCCACGGCGACGCUCCCGCCUCAUCAUCAAUUUUAUUCUCACCAUCAAACAUACCAACCGAAUUCGUCGAAUGCCCAGAUCGCCAACGGCUCUGCUCGCAUAGGCAAUUCGCUGUAUAACGGCUACGCUAGCGGCACCUCGAGUGCAGAUGUCCGUCGAACCGCGACUGCCCACACCAGACAGCCACCACAGCUGCCGCCCCUCACACAGGUGCCCGCGCUCGACAUGGACGCGAAUUCUGCGAGUGCGGCCCACAGGCGGCCGAAUACUGACUGGGCUGCCUUCUAUAAAAACGGCCUGCCAAAAGAGAUCAUCGUCAUUGACGACGACGACGACGACGAUGCAGACCCUGCUGCUGCUCCUGCACCACCGCGCCAGCCAGCACUGACCAGAACCGCGACAAAUGGCUCCGCACGGCACACAGACAAGAAGCGGAAAACAACGGCUUCCACAGCCUACGACCCGGUCUACAACCAGCACACUUCCUACUCGACUACGCAGACGCCCUACUACGACUCGCCCAACCAAUCCACAUCGACCGACAGGACAACUUCUGCAAUUAACACGACUGCCCCUACCUCGCUAGGGUCGCAGGUCAGCAAUGGACAGCAGAUCUCGCCUCUCGACAACAGCGCGGUGGGCCAGAAGCGGAAACGAACGCGUGCGGUAGUACAAGACGAAGUAAAACAGGCCAAGCGGCGAGAGCUAGACCACGACGAAAAUCCCUUCAGCUUGUACCAGCCACCACCCAAUCCCAUCGUCAAGGCGAAGGAUGUCUAUGUGCAAGUUGUCACGGAUAAAUCGUAUACGAAGGACCAGAAGGUAGACGAUGAAGACGGUCAUUACAUAGUAGUACCCGAGGCCGACCUCACAGAGCGAUACCAGAUCACAAAGCUUCUUGGCCAGGGCACGUUCGGCAAAGUCGUGCAGGCCUAUGACAAGCGGAAAGGUACCAACUGUGCCAUCAAGGUCAUCCGAUCUGUGCCCAAGUACCGUGAUGCUAGCCGUAUCGAGCUGAGAGUACUCUCAACACUGGCAUCCAACGACAAGCACAACAUCAACCGGUGUAUACACUUGCGAGACUGCUUCGACUUCCGGAAUCACAUUUGCAUUGUCACAGACCUCUAUGGGCAGAGCGUGUUCGAUUUUUUGAAGUCAAACGGCUUCGUUCCCUUUCCGAGCUCUCACAUUCAAAAGUUUGCGAAGCAACUGUUCACCAGCGUCGCGUUCCUGCACGACUUGAAUCUUAUUCAUACCGAUCUGAAGCCGGAAAAUAUCCUGCUUGUCAACAACAACUACCAGACGUUUACGUACAACCGCACAGUACCUUCAUCGUCGACAACGGUCAACCGGACCGCACGGCAUCGCAAGGUUCUUCUCGACCCAGAGAUUCGUUUGAUCGAUUUUGGCUCAGCAACCUUCAAUGACGAGUACCACUCGUCCGUUGUGUCGACACGGCACUACCGUGCACCAGAGAUUAUCCUCAACCUGGGCUGGAGUUUUCCUUGUGACAUCUGGAGUAUAGGCUGCAUUCUGGUCGAGUUCUUCACCGGCGACGCCCUGUUCCAGACGCACGACAAUCUCGAGCAUCUAGCGAUGAUGGAGGCCGUGUGCAGUGGCAAGAUCGACCGUGAUAUUGUCCGAGCCGUCUAUAAGCAAGACCGCGGAUCUUCACGCAAUUCAGCCAACUCCGCUGCGAGAUAUUUCAAAAACUACAAGCUGGAUUACCCGAAUGCUGAAACCAACAAAGCAUCGAAGAAGUAUGUCAAGGCAAUGAAAAAGCUCCCUCUGAUCAGACAGGAAACGAUACCUGGGCACACGGACUUUAACCGGCAGUUCCUCGAUUUAUUACGGCGGAUAUUCGUCUACGAUCCCAAGAGGCGGAUCACAGCCAAGGAGGCGUUACAACAUCCAUGGUUCAAGGAAUCACUCAUGGAUGACGGGACGGAGGCUCAUAAAAUCCGGCUCGAAAGGGAAAGAAAGGCUCGCCGAGUAGAGGAGGAGCGACGGUAUCGGGAGCAGCGAGCAUACUGA